Myxozyma melibiosi is the source of this 3029-nucleotide messenger RNA. RefSeq lists its product as uncharacterized. Bases 225 to 3029 code for a protein of 934 amino acids. Gene Ontology annotation, molecular function: ubiquitin protein ligase activity. Gene Ontology annotation, biological process: protein polyubiquitination. The record is from RefSeq and is a predicted model, not a curated record. Lineage: Eukaryota; Fungi; Ascomycota; Lipomycetes; Lipomycetales; Lipomycetaceae. The transcript has 3 exons.
GGCGGGUGCGGCUCUAAGCGGUGAACUCUGUCCUCAUAAGUAAUUUGAUCCUGACUCUUGUCUUUAACCCGCUCAUCCUUGCUUCUCUGGUGAAAGUACUCAAUUUUUGAUAUUCCAGGGACUGCAAAAGAGGCUGUUGAGACUGUGGUCAUCUAUUUCGCAGUCAACUCACAAUCUAGCAACUACUACAACCAUCUAAUCUAGCUACAUCUACACAACUAAACAUGUCAAGCGUGGACUCAGACGACGAAGACUCGGCUUCAAUCGACCUCGAAGACUACAGAGACCUGAUUGAUGAGCACAUGCACAUGUCCACAAACUUCCUUCCCUUCAUCUACGUGCAACACCUACAAGUAAUCGAAGUCGUCGAACUCUACAUCCACCAACUCACCGUCGGCUGUCUCGGCGCCGACAACCCAGCUGAGGGAUCGAAGGGGAAGAAGAAAACGUGCAAAGCGAAAUUCUGCGCGUCCUCAGAGUGGUUCCAGAACUGGACGAGGACAAAAAAGUUGGAACCCUGGGCGAUCCGGCAGAUUGCGUGGAAACUGGCCGCGACGAAAGGCCAUUAUGGCAUCUGCGAGGGCGCUAUGAAAUGGCAUGAGGAAGCGGCGAAACGUGGUAGCAAAGCCGGGAUAGGCAAACCAGCAGACGAAGAAGAGCCCGACGCGGCGGCUGGGAACGAGGAGGGUGGAGAGAAAGCAGAGUCGGGAGCGGCGCUGCGCAAGUUCGUUUCAUUCCAGGCGCACAUGUUCUCACCAACGUCGGUGAAAGCUCGCAAGCCGGUGCCGUAUUACACCGGUCCGCUACUUUCAAACCUCACUGUUAUCGACGACAUCUUUGUCCUGCGCUGCCUCUACGACUCUUCAAACACCGGGGCAAACGGAUCCUGCUUCGCCUCCCUGCUUCACAUCUUUGCGCAUCCCGAGAGACUGCGCGAAUGCAUGAACUCCGGUCCAGAGAUGUUCAGACUCGUCUUCCGGCUCACCACCGACGUCUUCCCCGAUUCAGACUCUGAACACCUCGCCGAGGUCGUGCACUCGCUCGCCUACGGCAUGCGCCUCCUCAUCAGCCAGCAUGAGUGCAUGUACACGCCCCGCUCGCGCAACCCGCACAUGCUUGUGCUCAAAAAGCGCGGGCAGCAGUACACCGCUGCUGAACUCGAGUUCAUGCGAGGAUCGACCUCUGCGAUCGUGCGCGCGACCGCACUCGCGUCGUUGAUGCUCCACCGCUACGUCGCGCAGGUGGUGUCCCUCAGAGGCCGCGCCACCGUCGAGAUGUCUGCCGGCGCGGCGUUCCACGCUCUCUGGUCGCCCUGCAACGGCAUGUUUAGAGUUCUGUUUGUGGAGAUCAUGCGCGCAAUCACGCUGAACCCGAUGAUCCCGACAUAUUUCACCGAGGCGAUCGAGGGCGAUAUGAAGGAAGAGUGCAUGUUUGUGCUUGCCUGCUGGGCGCGCGCGUAUCUGGCGACGCACUGGCCGCGCGGAACUUACUCGACCACCGUCUCGCGCUCGAGCUCGCUGUUUUUCGCCAUGGCCCUCUGGCACAUCGUGCGCGCGCGGUGUCCGCGCGUGAAGCAGGACGUGCUGCCCUUCCGCCAGCUCGGCGAUCUGACGCCCAAGACGAUCUUCACCUCCCGCAACACGACGAUGCCGAUGCCGCCCGGCCAUGGCGCGCGGUCGAAACUCAAGGCGCCGUAUGUGCACGUGCUUGAGUUUGCGAGCCUGGUGUUUACGCUCAAAGCGCGCGUGGGGUUCCUGCGCAGCUACGCGCUGCGGUGUAUGGUCAAGGCGUUCCGCACCGGCGUGGUCAAGUCUACGCUGAUCUCGAUUAUCACGAGCUACUACCCCGGCGUGUCCGACCAGCACCUGCGGUCAGCCUACCAGCGUCUCGAUCAGCGUCCGCCGGGGGUGCCGAGUUCGCGCGACAGUCUCCAGCACGCGCUGGCGGACUACGUGCAGCUGUAUUUCCUGCUCGACGUCUCGCGCGAGGACGUGCUCGGGUCUGUGUUUGCGGGGAUGAGGCCUGCGAUCCGGUCGCGCACGAUGCUGAGUAAACCGCUCAAAGUCCGUUUCGGCACGGGCGAGGACGGCGUCGAUCAUGGCGGAGUGCAGGUCGAGCUGUUUAGGACGAUCGGGCGGAUGCUGUGUGAUCCCGACUACGGGCUGUUUGAGAUCGACCCGGAUAGUCAGCGGGCGUGGUUUAAUAAGGGGUUUUUCGAUGAUGUUGACCGGUUUGAUGUGGUGGGCACGAUCGUGGCGUUGGCGGUUUAUAAUGGAUGUACGAUCAGCGUCUCGUUUCCAAAGGCGAUGUAUAUGAUGCUGCGGGGGGAGUUUCCCACUCAGCUCGAUGAAAUCAAGGAUCUCUUUCCUAGCCUCUACCAUGGACUGAAGGCAGUGCUGGAUUAUAAAGGCGACGUGUCAGAGCUGGAACUAGUGUUUGAGUACACCUACCAAACAAUGGACCGAACCAUCACCGUCCCGAUGCGCGAGAAGCCAACCCGCGUGACGAACACAAACAAGGCCGACUACGUGAAAGAGUACAUCCACUGGGCGACGUUCGGCACGAUUGAGCCGUUCGCCGACGCGUUCAAGCGCGGCUGGAGCAGGCUGAUUCCGGACUGCGUGACCGACAUGUUUGAGCCCGACGAGUUGAUGGAGCUCGUGCAAGGGCGGGAGUGGGACGCGGCCGAGUUCUCGGUCGCGGAGCUGAAAGAGGUCGCGCGGUAUGAGGACGGGUACACGGAGGACACGCAGGUGAUUAUCUGGUUCUGGGACGUGGUCGGCAAGUUGAGCGAUGGGGAGAAGCGGCAGUUGCUCGAGUUUGUGACGGCGUCGGAUAGAUUACCUGUGGUGGCGGGGAUUUCGGGCGUGCGGUUCGUGAUUCAGCGGAACGGGCCUGAUUCGGAGCGGUUGCCGACGUCGCUGACGUGUUUCGGGAGGUUGCUGUUGCCGGAGUAUAGUAGUCGGAAGAAGGUGGAGCGGAUGCUGAAGACUGCAAUUCGGCAUUGUAAGGGGUUCGGGUUGGUUUAG